AUGGCGGUGCGCGCCGAGCAGAUCACCCUCCAUCGCGCCGGCCUGGCAGCGGCCGCCGCCCACCGGCGGAUGCUGGACUGCCUCCUGGUCUUCCCGUUCCACUCGGGCCUCACCGGUGCCGACCAGCUGCCCAGCAUGGUCCGGUUCCUCCAGGAGACGACGAACUGCGGCACAUUUGAUGCGUGGAGUCCGUUCUUGGCCUCCUUGGCUGAGGGUGUCGGGCAGUGGACGGAGGACGUUUUGCGGCGGCGUGCAGACAUCUGGGGCUUGCUGGCUUCGCUGGCGGUGCCCUCGCGAAGCUUCCUGCGCCUUAGUACGUACACCUUAGUUAGUUAG
Messenger RNA from Symbiodinium natans, 336 nucleotides. Lineage: Eukaryota; Dinophyceae; Suessiales; Symbiodiniaceae. The record is from the annotation of a GenBank genome assembly.